UCAGGUCGCUCUGGUCUGUCUGCUGACACCGCUUAUCCUUCCCGUCCUAUCCUACACACCGGUCAAGAUGGCAUCAGAUGAAGGAAAACUCUUUGUUGGUGGACUGAGUUUUGAUACUAAUGAACAGUCAUUGGAACAAGUCUUCUCAAAGUAUGGACAGAUUGCUGAAGUUGUUGUUGUGAAAGACAGGGAGACUCAGAGAUCCAGAGGUUUUGGCUUUGUCACAUUUGAGAACAUAGAUGAUGCUAAAGAUGCCAUGAUGGCCAUGAAUGGAAAGUCUGUUGAUGGGCGGCAGAUUAGAGUUGACCAGGCAGGCAAAUCAUCAGAAAAUCGGUCCCGCGGAUAUCGAGGGGGUUCAUCCAGUGGCCGAGGCUUCUUCCGUGGAGGCAGGGGUCGAGGCCGUGGUUUUUCUAGAGGAGGUGGAGACCGCGGUUAUGGGGGGAGCAGAUUUGAAUCGAGAAGUGGUGGAUAUGGAAGUUCCAGAGACUAUUACAGCAGCAGCAGGAGUCAAGGAGGCUAUGGUGACCGGUCUUCAGGAGGGUCUUACAGAGACAGCUAUGACAGUUAUGCUACACACAACGAGUAAAAAUCCUUCCUGAAUCAAGAUCGUCCUUCCAAUGGCUGUAUUUAUAAAGAUUUUUGGAGCUUCGCUGAAUCGUUAUUGUGUAGUACCCAUCUACUUGUAUUCACUUUUGUAGUAUUAUCAGUUCUGAUCUUGUCAAACACAGCCUGACAGCUUCGGACAUGAGAUGGCCUAAUUAGACUUUUCUUUUAAGAAAGCUCUUGUCUGUUCUCGAGUGUUUUUUUUAAAAAGCAUUUUGAAAGCACUUCGGAUUUUUUUUCUUUUCGUCAUGAGCCAAGGUGUGGUGGUUUUCUUUAUUGUUUUUUUUUCUUUUGGUUUUGUUUAAAAAAAAAUUUUUUUUUAAUCUUUUUACAACAAAACUUGUGAAAUUGGGGGCCCUGGUUCGGUUUUCUUUGAGCUAGAAAAGGACCUUAAAUUCAUUGUUCACGGGAAGCUGAACAAGCUGUGGAGGUUUGGCUUUUUUUUUGUUUGUUUUUGUUUUAUUUUCUGUUUUAUUUUUUUAUUUUUAUUUUUUUUUUAAGUGCGUUACCUUCAACUUUUUGUAACCUUCCUUUAGUGUAGCAAGGUAGGAAUGCAGCCGUGAGGGUUUGUGGAGAGGCAGACCACCUUGGUAUAUCUAAAGAGAAACUGCUUGUAUGUUCACUCUGCAUAAAGGUAUUUUUACUGUAUACUGUAAAUUACCCAGAAAUAGACUUGCAAACUUUCCAUAAAAGAGGUUCUUGAAAAUGUUUAUUUAUAUUGUCCUUUUUUUACUGGAAGAAGUAUGCAUAUUCCAUUGAUAUUGUAUUUGAAGUGGUUAAGGAAUUCUUGUAUACAGUUUUCUUUGGCUUUACGAAGCCUAUUAAAAGACCGUCUGAAAUGAACUGUGCUCCUGACAUUUACCUUUCCAUGCACAACACACUCCUUUGCUGGAUGUCUGACGUUUUGACAGCAAGUGACAAAGCAGAUCACAGAGCAGAGAGUAUAGGUAGAGGACAAACUUCUGACCAGCAGAAACCAAACUGAAAAAUUCAAAAACCCAGUACUGGUCCUGGCAUUUGAGUACUACAUUAAACAUAGCUUCACUCUUUGAGGAUGACAACCUGUUGCACUGUUGUCUGCAUGGCCAGACACGUGGAAUAGGUGAGCCUUAGCUGUAAUUGUAUUUGUGUAACGACUCAUUUGGAAGCCAGAGGACUGGUGGCGAGUUUAAUCCAGUAACCGUUGAGCACCAUUGUAGCAAAACAUUGACUGAUUUUAGUCUAGAAUCGAGUGGUGAUAACUGGAAUAGUACAGUGUUCCAAGGUAGAUGAGGAAAAAUCAACAACAAAGAAAUUGACUUAUUAGCUAGCUUUGUCCUUGCCUUACAAGUUCUAAGAAUUCUCUGCUAGCAUAUGGAAACUGCAGUGUCCCUGGAGAAAAGAAGUGUUGUGCCUCCCAACAGAGAAACCUCUGAGACGAAGGCUGCUUUCUUGGCUAGUUCAUAUGUGGAAAUAGUCCUGUAAUUCGAGGUUGAAGAAAGUGAAGCAAUAAUCUCCAGGAAGUUGGCCGAGCACCAUGGUGUCUGACCUAAGGACUCCUUAGAGGCAGCCAUUGAAGCCUACUUGUGCUCAUGCACUCCCUCCCUUAUCUGAAAUGGUUUCCUGGGGAGGCAGAGAACUUGAGACUUGACCUGGAUAACUUAUUAAUGAACUUCAGAGAAGACCAAAAAAUAAACUAUGAAUUGCACUUCAGAAAAUGAGGCCUGUGAAUAUUAUAAUAUUGUUGGAAGAAUAAAACCAUUAGAAAACUGCUCGUCUGUAAUAACUCAUUUGAAAUUGGAAAAUCAGAUUAGAAUAAAUGCCUCAAAAUGGAAAUAAGAA
Gracilinanus agilis (Agile Gracile Mouse Opossum) is the source of this 2424-nucleotide messenger RNA. RefSeq names its product cold inducible RNA binding protein (gene CIRBP). The coding region runs from base 68 to 586 and encodes 172 amino acids. Gene Ontology annotation, molecular function: RNA binding. Gene Ontology annotation, biological process: positive regulation of mRNA splicing, via spliceosome. Gene Ontology annotation, cellular component: spliceosomal complex. NCBI's taxonomy places the organism in Eukaryota, Metazoa, Chordata, Mammalia, Didelphimorphia, Didelphidae. The record is from RefSeq and is a predicted model, not a curated record. The transcript is spliced from 9 exons.